AUGGGUGGAUUUGUCCUGGCAGCUGAUGAUCUCGAUCGACCGAUACCUCUCAACGCCGAACAGCUGUUUUACCUUGUUAGCAACUCGUAUGUUGAGUAUCCUGAAACCAGUGAUCGGGAGCUCAAGGAUAGGAACAAGUCAGAUGGGUUAGCAAGACUUAUUACCCUUUGGCAAGGUACUUGGUUCGUCAUAACCUUUAUCGCGCGGCUGGUCCAAAGACUCCAUGUAACAACCAUGGAGCUCACAGCAGUUUCAUUCGUGAUCAUUCUAUUUGGAACUGCAUGGUGUUGGAAAGAUAAGCCAUCUGAUGUGGGGACGACUAUUACUGUUCGCUGCCUUACUUCGAUGGAAGACAUAUUGACUCGUGAAGGACGUCUGCCAGAUCAGCCAUACUAUCAAACACCUCUAGACUUCAUCAGCAGAGACGAAACUGCGCUGAACCUCGCCUGGCAAUACUACAACGAACUCUCACGCAAGAUCCUCUUCUCUCCCUUCUCACGACGCGUCAAAAAAGUCCCAUGGGACAGAAAUCCCGGCGAUAUCUUCCUCCGAAUGGACUUCGAUCUAGAACUAGUCGGCGUCGUAUUCAUCUUUGUCUUCAGCGCCGUCUUCCUCGGGGCCUGGAACUUCUCAUUCCCCAGCACCGUAGAGCGAGACUUUUGGCGCGUAGCUAGUGUUUACAUGCUAGCAUACGGUAUGUUUGGUGCGCUGUGGAUGGAGUUGUGCAUGUGGAUCUUCAUACCGCAGUAUCGCCUCGCUGAAGGUCUUGAACUGAGCCUUGUUGAGCAAGCUCUUGAUCAACGACCGCAUCCUGUGAGGAACUGGCACCACAGGUUUCAGAAUUGGAGAAGGAGUCGGUUUAGCAAGAUUAGAGGUACGGGGGAUUCUGAUGGAGAAGAAUUGACAUCGCGACGACCGAAGAAGGGCAUUUUUGCUUUUCUGAGCAGGACGUACAACAUAUCACACGGCAAAGAUCCUCAUUUGGGCGUUCAGGUCGGAUUCUUGAUCGUUACAUCUUUCCUGUGCGCCUCUUACUGUGUUUUUCGGGUAUUUAUCUUUGUCGAGGACUUUAUUGGACUUAGAGCUUUACCGCCGAGUGCGUACCAGACGGUGGAAUGGGCAGAGUUUAUUCCUCAUAUCUAG
Molecule: messenger RNA, 1143 nt
Organism: Fusarium subglutinans
Lineage: Eukaryota; Fungi; Ascomycota; Sordariomycetes; Hypocreales; Nectriaceae
Exons: 3
Coding region: 1-1143 (380 amino acids)
Source: RefSeq, a predicted model, not a curated record